AGGAAUUUAAACAUUGAUGUUUAUAUUGCAUUCAGCUAGGUAAAACAUCGUAUUUUCGUGGCGCGGAAACACACGGAACGGUUCGGUGGUAAGAGGACGGCAGUGAUAGGCGGGCUUGCGCAGCUGUGUGAAGGAAAAAACGUCGCACUUCCGGAAGAGGCUUUCCUUUUUCUGUGAGGCUAUCAAAGAGUUCAACUCGCUCAGCGCUAACAACAUCAUGCUAGCCCCUCUUCGUUCACUUCUUCUCCUAAUUGUCAAAGGACAACAUGGCCACCGUCGUUGCUGUCAGUCCCAGUGAAUAUCUUCAGCCUUCCACCACCACCACCACACAAGACAGUCAGCCGUCUCCUCUGGCCCUGCUGGCUGCCACCUGCAGUAAGAUCGGACCCCCUGCUGCUCAAGCCCCUGUCAGCACCCCCCCAUCCGGGCCGCAGCCUCGUCGCCUGCUGCCCAUCAAACCGGCGCCCAUUGCACCCGCCCCUCCUAAAAACCUGAGCUUCUUGCAAGCAAAGGGCAAUGUCAUCCAGCUUCCCACUGGCCUGGGCGCCACGACCCCCGGCAGCCCGAUCGUGCUCACCAUCCAGCAGAGCCCGGCACAUCCCAGCCCCCAGGCCCCCGGUAACAUCCAAUACCAGGUGAUGCCGCAGAUCCAGGGCGCUCAGACCAUCCAGGUGAUGCCGCAGGGGGGCCAGAUCCAGCUCAUACCGGGUACCAAUCAGGCUAUCAUCACCACCCCCAUGUCGGUACCAGCCCCGGCGACCUCUACCCCCGCCACCGCCCCUGUCCCAACGCAGAAAACUGUCGCCAUCAAGCCCUCGCCCAAAGUGAAGAAGUCAAACGCCGCCAUCACUGCCGCUAACAUGGUGCAGCUGCCAGGUGGACUCACGCUGCCCAUCAACGUGGCGACAGGAGAAGUGGGUGGGGCUCAGAUCGUAACUGAGACAGCGGCCGCCCCCACUGCUGCGGGAAAGGCGCGACGAGGGAGGAAGAAGAAAGUGGUGCUGGCUGCUCAGGCUACACCUGCAGCUCCUCCUCCGCCUCUGCCGCAGGCCCCCUCCCCGCCCCCGGACCAGAUGGAGACCAUCCUGAUAGAAACGGGAGACAACAUCAUUCAGGCGGGUAACAACCUGCUGAUCCUGCAGAGUCCAGGCCAGCCGGCUGUGGUCCAGCAGGUGCAGCUGGUGCCGCCCAAACAGGAUUCUCAGGUGGUCCAGAUCCCUCAGCAGGCUCUGAAAGUGGUUCAAGCUGCCUCUGCCUCGUUGCCGCAGGUCCCGCAGAGACAGUCAUCGACCUCCUCUGGCCUGCAGGUGGCGUCACAAGAGGCACCGACACAGAUCCUCUUCAAGACAGGGGCCGGCGAGUGGCGGUCUGUCCAACUCCAGGAUGCGGUUUCCACGGCAACAACCCCCACGACUCCCGUAACAACCACCGCUGCCCCCGCCUUGCCGGUAGCUGGCACCAAGAGGACACAGACAGGGGUGCGGAAGGAGCGGACUCUGGCAAAGAUUGCGCCCGCGGGGGGGAUGAUGCCGUUGAAUACGUCGCAGAUGUCCUCGGCGGCACAGGCAGUGCAGACCAUAAGCAUCAAUGGCGUCCAAGUUCAGGGAGUUCCUGUAACCAUCACUAACGCAGGAGGCCAGCAGCACUUGACGGUACAGACCGUUCAGGGUGGGGGCCUGCAGCUGGCGGCAGCGCAGGGCCAGUCCACCAUCCACAUGGACCAGACGCUCACACUGGAGCUACCCAGCCACACGGGGGAGAGGAAGCGACGCAUGGCGUGCACCUGCCCCAACUGUAAAGACCUAGACAAGAGGCCGGGCGACGUGGGCAAGAGAAAGCACAUCUGUCACGUUCCCGGCUGCGAAAAGACGUUCCGGAAGACGUCGCUCCUCCGAGCUCACGUCCGUCUGCACACGGGGGAGCGUCCCUUUGUCUGCAACUGGGUGUUCUGCGGGAAGCGUUUCACACGCAGCGACGAGCUGCAGCGGCACGCCCGGACGCACACGGGAGACAAACGCUUCGAGUGUUCUCAGUGUCAGAAACGCUUCAUGAGGAGCGACCACCUGACGAAGCAUUACAAGACUCACAUAAACACCAAGAACCUGUGAGAAGACUCCGGACUGAAUGCGGACAAACUCGCCAGCUCGACACUGAGGGGAGUUUGUGACUUGUCCCAUAAUGGGACAUCCCACGCCCUCCCACACAUCCCCACUGGGACUCUGUGUAGCAUGAUUAGAAACAAAAGCCCUCCUGGUGGAUUUGAGAGGAUCCAUAUAACCUUGCUCUGCUCGGCGGUGACUGGCCCGGAGAGUGCAGAUGACCCACUCUGCUGCUUAUUUAUGGAUCCUUGUGGACAAAGAUGGUACACAGCAGCAACUCCAAUGACUCCACUCUCAAGUUCCCUCCAUUCCAUCCAGUAGGGUUUCGAGGUGGAGAACAAAAACAGCCUGGACACCACACGUUUUUAACUGUUAUUUUAAAGCAUCCGCGUACAGCCACUUCAUACAUACCAAGCCAGGCUAAACCAUUCCCGAGCCGAGAUAAGCCGUACAUGUUCUCCAGCAUGUUCUGCUCCGAAGCAUCUAAAGCGAACUUGUGACCUGAAAUGAUAUUUGUACCUGAGUCGGUUACCUGUGUCUGUGGCUCACGGCGAUAUAAUCAUCUGUCCAGGGAAGUCGGUGUCUUCUCCCGCAUUGAACGCAGUUACAAAGGCGGCAGCGGGAACAUCCUGUUUGGUGCCUUUUUAAAAGCUGCCAAUCAUGAAUGAAGAUCAGCUGCGUUGCCAUGGUGACUGCGUGUAGACACGCAAGGAAGAAGCAUGGAGGUAUGGAAUGCUAUUUGGGAAUGAAUGCAGACAUGAGAGGGGCAUUCAAAUUUAUUUAAGACUUCAUGGAGGAGAAAUUGGAAAAGCUGCUCUUUAUAACCUGAAACAAAGAUUUAGGAAAUAACAGAGGACGUCUCUUUGCCUUUUUAGCGGGACGAGUCCUGGUGUGUUUAUCUUCCUUGGUGGUUUGACUGGUAUUUACAUGUGUUUUCAAAUACCAGUCAGAUUCCUUUGACCGAGUUGAAGAUUAUACAGCAGGUAAAUUCAAUAUUGUACACAUCAUCAUUUUUCUUAUUAAAUAUAGGUCCUAUUGACAAGAAUUUUUCACCAGCUGUCGUAAAUAACUUACAGUAGAUCCCCACUAUUUGUAGGCUUCCGGUUUGAACUGGGAAAGGGGAAAAAAAACAUAAUUGAGACAGCCGUUAUUAUCAUCCCCCUAGCUUGACAUCCUCCGAUUUUGGCUCAACAUUUGCAAUAAAAGUGCCUGUUGUAAUUAUUAGAUUAUAUUCCGCUCCAAAAGCUUCCCCUCUCAUAAUAAGAGACAAAGAGAAGUGCAUAAAGGCAUGGAAAAAACAUCUGAAACAAUGAAAUUCCCAAGCCAUCCUGCUGCCCCUCGUUAGUGUAAAUUAAAUCAGCUGGUUCAGUCCCACAUAAAGCGUCCUUAUUAAUGCAAAACCGUGCUGAUGGUUUGUGUAGAGAAAGAUAUCUAAACUUCUGAAUGUUCCAAAGAGCACUGCGGGGGGGCGUAGAUGACCAGGUCAGCUUUCUUUCAAGGGAGUGACAUGCAUUUUAAACGAUAUAUUUACAGCGCUGAGGAAAAAAACGGUGUUCAAUACUUACCCACUGUAUAUCCUACUGUAGACGUUGCCAGUAUUAGCCUGUACAUUGUUGCUGUACAGUCAGACAUUUAACCACUUCAAACCGCUUCUGUGAGCUGCAAGAAGUCCGUUUACCUCAAGUGUUUCAGUGUCGUAUCACUUAAACAGCCACGCUUUGACUGGUGCGCAUAAGCUAUCGGAAGGCGGGCAGACAUUUGCAAACAUAAAUCCGAAUAUCGGUUGACUUGUUGUGACAAUCACAAUACAGGACGCAAAGCAGGCCUGCGGUCACUUGCUAUUUGAUAGCUUUAAUUCCACACCAAGUCCAAACAGCGCUUGUCCGUGUGCCCCAAAGAGUCACAAUGACUUCACGUCACUUUGCUUUUCUCUGUGCUCGAUGACACAAGGUGCGGGAGGGAGAUGCGGAACCUGCUCAUAUUUAUGUUUGUAUACUUCCUGUUGUAUUUGCAGUGUACUCGGUGUAGGACAUGCUGCCCGUGCUGUGCUUGGCCCGAAGGAAAAAGGACAUUGUACAGUGUGUAUGGAUGCAAAUAUAAUGUGACUUUGUAUAGCUUCGUUCCUGCUCUAGAUGUUUUUUCUAUUGAAUGAAAGAUGCCUUAGACAGCUGCACCCACUAUUUAAAUUGUUUCUGAUUUUUGUGUUCUUAACUUAUGUUUCAUGCUGAUGUGACGUGCACUAACACGAAACCACCCCGAUGUGUACAUUGAUUAUUAUAAUAACUAAAUGUAAACAACCCCCCCCCCCCCGAUUGACAUUUUGGUUUCUUGGUUGCUGUGAAUUGAUUGUUUUUCCUUUUACGUCAAAUAAUGUCCCCGCUGCCAACUGUGUAUUUCAAGAGAGCCCGGAAAACCAGCAGCUAAUUUUAUACAGUGUAUAAAGGUGCUACUUUUCUACAAGCAGCCCACAAAUAAACAACUUAAAAGUA
This is a messenger RNA of Doryrhamphus excisus (bluestripe pipefish), 4588 nucleotides long. It is a transcript of the gene sp2, whose product is annotated as sp2 transcription factor. Gene Ontology annotation, molecular function: RNA polymerase II cis-regulatory region sequence-specific DNA binding; DNA-binding transcription factor activity, RNA polymerase II-specific. NCBI's taxonomy places the organism in Eukaryota, Metazoa, Chordata, Actinopteri, Syngnathiformes, Syngnathidae. The record is from RefSeq and is a predicted model, not a curated record. Gene Ontology annotation, biological process: regulation of transcription by RNA polymerase II.